Messenger RNA from Chaetura pelagica (chimney swift), 4160 nucleotides. It is a transcript of the gene ZBED4, whose product is annotated as zinc finger, BED-type containing 4. Bases 314 to 3832 code for a protein of 1172 amino acids. Lineage: Eukaryota; Metazoa; Chordata; Aves; Apodiformes; Apodidae. The transcript has a single exon. The record is from RefSeq and is a predicted model, not a curated record. Gene Ontology annotation, molecular function: protein dimerization activity; DNA binding.
ACAUGAAGCAUUUAACAGUAGCUGUCUUUGAGAACAUUCAGCUAUGACCUGAAAUGUCCUGAUCCUGGGGAAAAAAUGGGAUUCCAUUAAUUAAGUCUAUAAUUUUAAAAUGGAUUUUUAUGACUAAUAAUAUUUGCUUAUGCACAACACGGAUACAGGAAUUCCUAAAUCGGAGAUUAGUUUAACACAUACACACAUUUGUGUUUCUGGAUUUGGUAUGCAAAUUACAUCGUUUUAAUCAAAUUCUGAAUACUCUUUUAAAUUCACUAUGUUCAUUAGUCAAUGAAGACUUGUCAAGAAGAAUUUGUCAUCCAUGGACAAGAGUAAAGUAGCUUCCCCCAGAAUGGAUGGUAAUUUCUUAUUGGGUAAAAUCACUAACUUCAAAGUUGAGCAAGAGGAAGACAGCAUGAACUGUGCUCUAGAAAGAAUAGAUGUAAAAACAGAACAAGAUGAUUUCAAACAUGCGGACAGCAGCGAUGAACAGGAAGACAAAGAAAAGAACUUCAUUUCUAACAAUGCGGGCAAAUACUUAUCUACAGAAAAUGAGGAUGAUUAUGGAUCUCUUUUUUCUCAGUAUAGUAGUACACUGUAUGAUGUAGCAAUGGAAGCUGUGACACAAAGCCUCCUUUCUAGCAGAAACAUAAGCUCCAGAAAAAAGUCACCUGCUUGGAACCAUUUUUUUAUAUCUCCUAGAGAUAGCACUAAAGCAAUAUGUAUGUACUGUAUGAAAGAAUUUAGCAGGGGUAAAAAUGAAAAGGACUUGAGUACCAGUUGUCUCAUGAGACACGUGAGGAGAGCCCAUCCCACUGUACUAAUAAAAGAAAAUGGAAGUAUGCCAGGUAUAUCCUCCUUUUCUUCACCUGCAUUGUUGCUGCCACCUCAGUCCGCAGAUGUUGGAGAUUUGAGUUCUAUGUUAUCCCCUAUAAAACUGGUCAAGAAAAUGGCUUCCAAAAUACCAUCUCCAGAUCGAAUAAUUGAGGAAUCUGUUUCACUUGUUUCUUCUGAAGAAAUAUCAGAUCUCUCAGUUUCUGAAAAGUGUGUCAAAGAAGAAGUCAUGGCUGGGUCAUCUCCACAGCUACCCAACAACCAGUAUGAUGACAAUGCAGAGAAUGUAGCAGAAAAAACUGUUGUAAUUCCAAAGAGCACAUCAGGAUCCAGAAGGAGGUCUGCUGUCUGGAAACACUUUUAUUUAUCACCUCUAGAUAAUUCUAAAGCUGUUUGUAUUCACUGCAUGAAUGAAUUCAGUAGAGGAAAAAAUGGAAAAGACCUGGGAACGAGCUGUUUAAUAAGACACAUGUGGAGAGCCCAUCGUUCCAUUGUCCUGCAAGAGAAUGGGGGUGGUACUAGCAUACCACCUCUCUACAAUGCACCUCCAACCCUGUUGCCUUCUUUAUUACCCUCAGAUAGUGAUCUGAAUUCUAUGUCAUGCUCUCCUGGAAAACUAAUGAAAGAAUCAACUUCUGUUUCUUCUUCUCCAGACAGAAUCUCUGAGGAGAUCCAUACUAAUCUCUCUUCUGGAGAUGCUUUAGUGGAAGACUCAAUGCUGUCAUCUUCUGAUGAUAUAGGUGAAGUCUCCUUUGUUUCAUCUCCUGAGAAACAGUGUGAGGGAUUAGGUCCACUAAUAUUUGAACCUACUGCUGUAUUUCAGCAAAAUAAAAGGAUUAUGAGAAGGCUUAAAUCAGAAGUUUGGCACCACUUUUCUCUGUCACCUGCAGACAGUCUAAAGGCAGUAUGUAGAUACUGCAGUUGUAUGAUAAGUCGUGGUAAGAAAGGAGAUGUGGGAACAAGCUGCUUGAUGAGACAUCUAUAUAGACGCCAUCCUGAUGUAAUUGGAAACCAAAAGAGCUUUCUUGAUAUGGGUUUGGCAAAUUCUCCUUACGCCACUUUGGCUUCUGCAGAAUGUUCAUCCUCAAAGUUGACUGACUUGCCUACAAUGGUUACACAUGAUAAUCAAAUCAUAUUUCCUGUUAAUAGUAAGAAGACCUCAAAACUGUGGAAUCACUUCUCAAUUUGUUCUGCAGAUUCAACAAAAGUUAUAUGUAUGCACUGUGGACGUACAAUAAGUAGGGGGAAAAAGCCAACAAAUCUAGGCACAAGUUGCCUUCUAAGACAUUUGCAGCGGUUUCAUAACAAUGUAUUGCAAACUGAUGCCUCGGAGACGGUAUUAUCCUCAUCUACGGAUAAUCAUAUGCCACUGAGCACAGAGUUACUAGGCUCUUCAAAUUUUGAUGAAACCAAUGAUAAGUUUUGUGACUCUCACCCAGUUGCCAAAAAAAUCACAAGUCUCGUAGCCGAAAUGAUUGCACUGGACCUUCAGCCAUAUUCUUUUGUAGACAACAUUGGCUUUAACAGGCUGCUUGAAUACUUACAACCUCAGUAUUCUUUACCUUCUCCGUCUUACUUUUCUAGGACAGCAAUUCCAGAUAUGUAUGAUAAUGUAAAACAAAUAAUUAUUUCACAUCUUAAAGAAGCUGAAAGUGGAGUGAUCCAUUUUACAUCCGGAAUAUGGAUGAGCAACCAAACACGAGAAUAUCUAACCCUGACAGCUCACUGGGUAACAUUUGAGUCUUCAUUUCGACCACAGUGUGAGGAUUACCAUUGUUCAGCACUAUUAAAUGUAUCACAGAUUGAUUGUGACUACAAUGGAAUCAGUAUUCAAAAGCAGUUAGAGUACUGGUGGGAAACAUGGAUUACUUCCAUUGGCCUUCAGAUUGGGAUUACUGUUACUGAUAAUCAGAGUAUAGAGAAAACUUUAAAUGAAGGUGAUCAUUCAAGUGUACAAUGUUUUAGUCACACUGUUAAUGUCAUUGUAAAUGAGGCUAUUAAAAGCCAGAGAAUGGUUCAGAAUUUGCUUAGUAUUGCAAGAAAGAUCUGUGAACGCGUCCAUCGGUCAGCAAAAGCAAAAGAGAAGUUAGCUGAGCUUCAAAAAGAGUAUGAGUUGCCUCAGCAUCAGCUGAUACAAGAUGUUCCAUCGAAGUGGAAUACAUCGUUUCAUAUGCUCGAACGUCUUAUUGAACAGAAGAGAGCAAUUGAUGAAAUGUCAAUAGAGUGUAGCUUUCGAGAGCUAAUAAGCUGUGAUCAGUGGGAAGUCAUGCAGUCAGUGUGUCAUGCUCUCAAACCUUUUGAAGCUGCAAGCAAGGAGAUGAGUACACACAUGUCUACUCUAAGCCAAGUGAUUCCAAUGAUUCAUAUACUUAACAGGAAAAUAGAAAUGCUAUUUGAGGAAACAAUGGGCAUAGAUACUAUGCUGAAAUCUUUGAAAGAAGCUAUGGUGAGUAGAUUGUCCUCCACACUUCAUGAUCCAAGGUACAUUUUUGCUACACUUCUGGAUCCCCGGUAUAAAACAUCCUUAUUUACAGAAGAGGAGGCUGAACAAUAUAAACAAGACUUAAUCAGGGAGCUGGAAAUAAUGAGUUCUACCUCAGAUGAUGAUAAACCUGUUUCCAAUGGAUGUGGUAUAGGUUCACCAUCUACAAAUUCAUGUGGAGAAGAUAAUCUUUGGUCACUUAUGGGUGACAUGAAGAAAACAAAAGACCUGAAAGAGAGAGCAAAGUUACCAGAGGAAAUGGUGCUUUCUUACUUGGAGGAAGAAGUGCUUGAGCAUAACUGUGAUCCUCUAACUUACUGGAACUUUAAGAAGUCAUCCUGGCCAGUACUGUCAAAAUUGGCUGUCAGGUUCUUGGGUUGUCCACCAAGCAUUGUUCCUUCAGAGAGAUUGUUCAAUACAUCCAAUGAAAGCAACAACUUUAGUCAGUCCAGGUUAAUGAUUGAACACUUUGAAAAGCUUAUCUUUUUGAAAGUGAAUCUUCCUUUAAUAUACUUUCAGUAUUGAAACUAAUGAACAAACUGGUAGACUAUUGUUGCUCACUGGAUAUUAACUAUCUAUAACUUGGAUUUUUAAAUUGCUCCAGUAGGGGCCAUGUAUGACAUCUAAUCAGUGACUAUAAUUCCAAAUUUUAGUUUCAUUUUUUUUUUCAGCUUUCAAUAUGUCUACAUGUGCCUUAUUCAUAGAACUUCAGGCCAGAUAUUGUAUAUAUGUUUUUUAAAAGUUCACACUAGAGAUAGCCUGUCUUGUCAAAUUAUACAAAAUUAUGUAGGUUUUAAUUCAUAAUUGUAAAUGAACUUUAAAAAAGCUCAGUCAUUUGUUUUAAUAGAAGGGC